This is a messenger RNA of Thlaspi arvense, 954 nucleotides long. The record is from the annotation of a GenBank genome assembly. Lineage: Eukaryota; Viridiplantae; Streptophyta; Magnoliopsida; Brassicales; Brassicaceae.
AUGGCAAGUGAAACAGAGGACGUCAAGUAUGAAGAGAGUUUCAUAAAGAACUCUCGAGGGAUGAAGCUAUUCACGUGCAAGUGGAUACCAGCGAAUCAAGAGCCAAAGGCUUUACUCUUUAUCUGCCAUGGAUAUGCAAUGGAAUGUAGCAUCACCAUGAACAGUACUGCAAGGAGGCUUGUGAAGGCAGGAUUUGGAGUGUAUGGAAUGGAUUACGAAGGACAUGGCAAAUCUGAUGGGCUUAGUGCUUAUGUCCCAAACUUUGAUCAUCUCGUUGAUGAUGUCUCUGCCCACUACACAUCAAUUUGCGAGAGAGAAGAGAAUAAAAAGAAGAUGAGGUUUUUGGUUGGAGAAUCGAUGGGAGGAGCAGUGCUUUUGCUGGUACACAGAAAGAAACCUGACUUUUGGGAUGGGGCCGUCUUGGUUGCUCCAAUGUGUAAGAUCGCAGAAGAAAUGAAACCAAGCCCUGUGGUUAUUUCGAUAUUGUCGAAACUUAGCGGAGUCAUACCCACGUGGAAAAUCAUCCCUGGCCAAGACAUUAUUGAUGCUGCUUUUAAGCAGCCAGAAAUCAGAAAACAGGUUAGAGAAAAUCCUUACUGCUACAAAGGUCGUCCACGCUUGAAGACUGCGUAUGAGCUAUUGAGGAUCAGCACCGAUCUCGAGAAGAGGCUGAAUGAGGUUUCUUUACCGUUCAUUGUUUUGCAUGGAGAAGACGAUAAAGUGACAGACAAAGCGGUGAGUGCAGAACUGUAUGCAGUUGCGUCGAGCUCGGACAAGACGUUCAAACUGUAUCCUGGAAUGUGGCAUGGUUUACUCUAUGGCGAGACACUAGAGAAUAUUGAGAUUGUUUUUGCUGACAUCAUUGGUUGGUUGGACAAGAGAGCUUCCGAAGGAAAUGGAGGGUUCGAGUCCGAACUUAAACGUAAAAAAGAUGGUGUCCCUUCUAAGGAGUAG